Maudiozyma saulgeensis is the source of this 1203-nucleotide messenger RNA. Lineage: Eukaryota; Fungi; Ascomycota; Saccharomycetes; Saccharomycetales; Saccharomycetaceae. The record is from the annotation of a GenBank genome assembly.
AUGUACAUUGACCCACAAAGGAAUAACGAGGUCAGGAAAUUGAACCUACCAAAUAUGCAAAAAAUUGAAGUACCUCAUUCACAAGAACAAACAGAUAAAAUGGAUAUUGAUCAAGAUUCACAAGAACAAAAGAAUAAAGAAAACUCUGAAUCAUCAAGAAGUAUUCAACAAAAUACUACACCCACUACUGAUAAACAACCACCAGCAGUAAGCACUAAAUUAUUAAUACUUGGUAAGAAAACAUCAGGGAAAUAUAACUUAACAGAUUUUCAAAUAUUAAGAACAUUAGGAACGGGAUCCUUUGGUCGUGUCCACCUAAUACGUUCAAACCAUAAUGGACGAUUUUAUGCUUUAAAAGUUUUAAAAAAACAGACUAUUGUUAAAUUGAAACAAGUUGAACAUACUAAUGAUGAGCGUAGGAUGCUAUCUGUCGUAUCACAUCCCUUUAUAAUUAGAAUGUGGGGAACAUUUCAGGACUCAAGACAAAUUUUUAUGGUUAUGGAUUAUAUAGAAGGUGGUGAAAUCUUCACUCUAUUAAGAAAAUCAAAAAGAUUCCCAAAUCCUGUAGCGAAAUUUUAUGCUGCAGAGAUUUGUUUAGCACUAGAAUACUUACAUUCUUUAAAUAUCAUUUACAGAGACUUGAAACCUGAAAAUAUUCUUCUAGAUAAGAACGGUCAUGUAAAAUUAACAGAUUUUGGGUUUGCAAAAUUCGUUCCUGAUGUUACUUAUACAUUAUGUGGUACUCCCGAUUAUAUUGCACCAGAAGUAGUAAGUACGAAACCUUAUAAUAAAUCUGUUGACUGGUGGAGUUUUGGUAUUUUAAUAUAUGAAAUGUUAGCUGGGCAUACACCGUUUUAUGAUUCAAACACUUUGAAGACUUACGAAAAAAUAUUGAAUGCACCAUUAAAAUUUCCAUCAUUUUUCCAUGAAGAUGCAAAGGAUAUUUUAACUAAACUAAUAAAUAGAGAUCUAACCAAGAGAUUAGGUAAUUUACAAGAUGGUAGUCAAGACGUUAAAAACCAUCCAUGGUUCAGUGAAGUCAUUUGGGAUAAAGUUCUAGCAAGAUAUAUAGAAACACCUUAUGAACCACCAAUACAUCAGGGACAAGGGGACACAUCUCAGUAUGAAAGAUAUCCGGAGGAAGAAAUUGAUUACGGUAUUCAAUGUGAAGAUCCUUAUGGUUUCUUAUUUAAAGAAUUCUAA